Molecule: messenger RNA, 2395 nt
Organism: Pantherophis guttatus
Lineage: Eukaryota; Metazoa; Chordata; Lepidosauria; Squamata; Colubridae
Gene: SLC13A2
Product: solute carrier family 13 member 2
Biological process (GO): cellular response to lithium ion; alpha-ketoglutarate transport; fumarate transport
Cellular component (GO): plasma membrane
Molecular function (GO): succinate transmembrane transporter activity; sodium:dicarboxylate symporter activity; alpha-ketoglutarate transmembrane transporter activity
Source: RefSeq, a predicted model, not a curated record
GCUGCAGGCGAGGCCAGCGGUGCGCAAAGACAAUAGACCCUGCUCGCGUGUUGGGACGUGUGUUUAAAGAACAGCGCCUGUCCCAGGGAUGGCGGGACCGACUUGGGGUGGGGGGUCCAUUCGAGUUGGCUGGAAGAGGCUGCAAGAGGGGGGUGUCAGCGAGUGCAACCUGGAGAGCAAAGGUGUUGGCUUCUGAGUCAUUUGAAUGCCAGGGAGGAGGAAGGAGCGUGCGAGCCUGAGCCGGGGAGGCACCCGGGAUUAACACAGCAGCUGCCAGACACCGGAGCGACUUCCUUCUGGGCCGAGAGAUUUCAAAUCAAAUUCUCCUUUAACCCCUCCCCGCCUUGGGCUCCUGCCUCCUACCUGGUCAUGGAAGGCGAAGCAGCAGCAGCAGCCAAGGGGCCAAGGUCGGCCCCGAGCGCACCAGAGCCUUUAUAUAGCCUGAGAGAGUGCCUGGCCUUCCUUUGACACCUCGGCUGGCUGGGCACCCUCUCCAUCAUGUGGCAGGCGGUUCUGGCAUACAGGAGCUAUCUCAUCGGCGUCCUGACGCCCCUGGUCUUCCUCCCUCUGCCUCUGGCCCUCCCUUACAAGGAAGCCCAAUGCGGCUACACUAUCAUUGUGAUGGCCAUCUUCUGGUGCACGGAAGCCCUGCCCCUGGCGGUGACCGCUCUCUUCCCCGUCCUCUUCUUCCCCCUCAUGGGCAUCAUGGACUCCACCACGGUGUGCAUGGAGUACCUGAAGGACACCAACAUGCUCUUCAUCGGGGGGCUCCUGGUGGCCAUCGCUGUUGAGCACUGGAACCUCCACAGGCGCAUCGCGCUGCAGGUCCUGCUCAUCGUCGGGGUCCGGCCUGCCUUGCUCCUGAUGGGCUUCAUGGGCGUGACCGCCUUCCUCUCCAUGUGGAUCAGCAACACGGCCACCACGGCCAUGAUGGUGCCCAUCGCCCAGGCCGUCCUGCAGCAGCUGCAGAAGUCGGAGCUGGAGCAGAGCGCUGCGGAGCAGGGGAUCACCCAGAACGGGACCAUCAACCGGGCCUUCGAGAUGCAGGAGGCACCCCCACAGCAAGCCAACGCCCACCUGCAGGUGGUGGUGAAGGAGAAGGUGCCCGAGGAGGCUGAGCAGAAGCUGGACGAACACCUGCAGCAGCUCCAGCAGAAGCACCAGACCUUCUGCAAAGGGAUGAGUCUGGCCGUCUGCUACUCUGCCAGCAUCGGUGGCAUCGCCACCCUGACGGGCACCACCCCCAACCUGGUGAUGAAGGGGCAGAUGGACGAGCUCUUCUGCCGCAAUGACAACGUGGUGAAUUUUGCCUCCUGGUUCACCUUUGCCUUCCCCGCCAUGCUGGUGUUGCUGGCCCUCUCCUGGCUGUGGCUGCUGCUGAUGUUCCUGGGCUUGGACUUCAAGAAGAAUUUCGGCUGCGGCAUCAGCGAGGCGGAGAAGCAGAAGUCCAAGCAGGCCUACAAAAUCAUCAAGAGCGAGUACCGGGCGUUGGGCCGGAUGAAGUUCUCUGAGGCGGCCGUCCUCAUCCUCUUCAUCGCCCUGGUGGUCCUUUGGUUCACCCGGGAGCCCGGCUUCAUGCCCGGCUGGGCCAACGCCCUCUUCAGUGAGAGGGGGAAGAGCCACAUCACAGACGCCACGGUGGUCAUUUUCAUCUCGUUGCUGAUGUUCCUGAUCCCCUCCGAACUGCCCAGAUGUUCUUCCGGGGCCCAGCAGGAAGGCGCCCCGGGGCAGAUCCGCGCGCCCCCCGCCCUCCUGGACUGGACCACCGUCAACCGGCACAUGCCCUGGAACAUCGUCAUCCUCCUGGGCGGGGGCUUCGCCUUGGCCAAAGGCAGCGAGGUCUCCGGCCUGUCCGCCUGGCUGGGGAACAAGCUGACCCCGCUGCAAAACAUCCCCCACCCGGCCAUCACCUUCCUGCUCUGCCUGCUGGUGGCCGUCUUCACCGAGUGCACCAGCAACGUGGCCACCACCACCCUCUUCCUGCCCAUCCUGGCAUCCAUGGCCCAGGCCAUUCAGCUGAACCCCCUCUACGUGAUGCUGCCCUGCACCCUCGCAGCCUCUCUGGCCUUCAUGCUGCCGGUGGCCACUCCGCCCAACGCCAUCGUCUUCUCCUACGGCAACCUCCGCGUCAUCGACAUGGUCAAAGCCGGGUUUAUGCUGAACAUCCUGGGCGUCCUGACCAUCAUGCUGGCCAUCAACACCUGGGGGAUCCCCAUGUUCAACCUGCACCAGUUUCCAGCCUGGGCACAUGUCAACGCCACCCACUGCUGACAGGAGGAAGAGGGCCCCCCGAACUCAGAGCAGCUUGCCCGGCCCUGAGCUGGUUUCUUGGGCAUCCCGUUGCCUCGCCUCUGGGGGCACAACGUAGCUCAGACUGGCCCAGCCCUUGAGGAUG